Pseudopipra pipra is the source of this 9375-nucleotide messenger RNA. RefSeq names its product abhydrolase domain containing 15 (gene ABHD15). The record is from RefSeq and is a predicted model, not a curated record. The coding region runs from base 3 to 1553 and encodes 516 amino acids. NCBI's taxonomy places the organism in Eukaryota, Metazoa, Chordata, Aves, Passeriformes, Pipridae. The transcript is spliced from 2 exons. Gene Ontology annotation, molecular function: short-chain carboxylesterase activity; monoacylglycerol lipase activity.
CCAUGGAGGGUCCUGUCCCCCUGGACCGUGGGUUCACCCCUCCCCGGCGCCAGGCAGACUUGGCCACGUGUCCCUCCCGUUUCACCCAGUCCCCUUGGCCCUGCUGGCGGCUGCUCACGCCAUCCCCAGCACAGCCCUGCUGUUUGCCCAGCCCCGGGGCUGGGCUUUUCCCAGCACGGCCCUGCCAUCGCUCUGCGAACCCGCAGAGCACCGAGGCUGCCGGCCGGGGCUCUGCUGCCUCCAUGCUGUCCCCAGAGGGUUUGGUGGCCGCAGCCACAGUGCUCGUGGUACUGGGCCUCCUGGCUUGGUGCCUUUGGGAAGGGAGGCUGGAGGUGCCUGGAGACUUGGCAGAGGAGGAGGAGGAAGAGGAGGGGAUCCCCUUCAUGGCCGAGGAGGGCUCAGGGCGCUGCCGGCUGCUGUGCAAGCCCUCGGCUCUGGCCCAGCACCUGGUGCGGAGCUUGGGGCGGUCGGCGGCGCUGCGGGGGGGACGGUGGCCGUGGCCACGCUGGCCUCAGCUCCAGAUGCUGCAGCAGCUCCUGCAGCCGCCUGAGCCAGAGCCAGUGGUGGCCCGGGAGCUCCUGCAGCUCUCUGAUGCUGGGCUGGUGGCCCUGGACUGGCUGGUGGGACCGUGGGGGGCUGUGGGUGGCAGUGGGGGGGUCUCCAGCCCGGUGCUGCUACUAAUCCCCAACGCUGCUGGGAAGGUGACGGGGGGGCUGUUGCAGCUGGGGCUGCGGGCGCUGGAGCGGGGCUUCAUCCCUGUCAUCUUCAACCGCCGGGGCCACAACGGCUGCCCCCUCACCACCCCCCGGCUCCAGCCCUUUGGAGACCCCGGGGACCUGCGGGAGGCCGUGACCUACCUGCGGUGCCGGCACCCCACUGCCUCGCUGCUGGCUGUCAGCGAGGGCUCAGGCUCGGGGCUGCUGCUCGCCUACCUGGGGGAGAGUGGCUCCUCCAGCCGCCUGGCUGCCGCCGCCUGCCUCUCCCCCAUCUUCCGUGGCCGGGACUGGUUUGAGGCUGCGAUGCCCUGGCUCUACGAGUGGCCGCUGCUUCUCCACCUCAAGCAGGGAUUAAGCAGGUACGCGGGGUCUCUGGCCGAAGCGGUGGACAUGGACAGGCUGCUGGGCAGCCGCUCGCUGCGGGAGCUGGAGGAAUCCCUCUUCUGCCGGACCCGGAGCCGCCCCACGAGCUGGGAGGUCUACUGGGAACGCAACGAGCCCCUGCGCGACGCGGACGAGGCGGCCGUGCCGGUGCUGUGCCUGUGCAGCGCCGACGACCCCGUGCGCGGCCCCCCGGCCCGCAGCCUGCCCAUGGAGCUCUUCCGCAGCAGCCCCUACUUCUUCCUGCUGCUGACCCCGCGCGGGGGGCACUGCGGCUUCCCCCGCCGGGCACCGGGGCGCUGCUGGGGCCACGAGGCCGUGCUGGAGUAUUUCAGGGCCAUGGCCGAGUUCCUCCGGACGGAGGAGCGCAGGAAGGGGCAGCCGCGGCUCCGCAGGUGGGGGGGCCCCGCCGUCGAGCCCCCCGUGUUCACCUGGCAGAGGUCCUACACGCGGUAGUCCCCCUUCCCCGGGGGGCUCAGAAAGGCAGGCAGACACUCCGUGUACUAAAAUUACUUUAUUACAGUUGAUUUUUUUUUUUUUAACAUUUCCUUUGCUAUGAUACAAAGGAUACUUACAAACAAAAUAUUACAUAUGACCUUAUUUUUUUUUUCUCUUCUCUUAUUUUCUGACAACUUGGUAACAGCUUUAAAUGCACAAUCUAUACAAUUAAUACAGGUUAUAUAUGAGCUAUAAUGUAUGUUGAACCAGAAGAAUACCAGAAUACUGACAAUAUACUGUACAUUAAGCCUUACCAGUUAGUGCUCGUGGCAUUUUCUACAAGAAGGAAAACGCACACCUGUAGAUUCACUCAUACCAGCUGGUGCUACCAGACACGGAAGCAGGAAGGAGUUUUAAUUCCCCUGGUUAAAUCCUUCGUGGCCCAUCACCGUGGUGCUGGGCAUGGAAACCUCAGACCAGUGUUCAUAGUAAAACAGCAGAUAUGUGUGUGUUUUUUCUAACUAAUGCUCUGUGGCACAGCACGGCGGGGCCGGGCGCCUUCCCCCGGCAUGGCCUUGGCCAUACCUGGAUGAUGCCCCAGAGCAGAUGGCCACGGCGCUGGGGCCGGGCGCUGGGCGAGCUCUUGUCGGGGAGCUGGACCUCCUUAGGGAGGGGAGAGGGAGAGGAGGAGGAGGAGGAGAGGAAAAGCAGCAACAGCUUUGCUGUCAUCAGCAGGCAGCUCUUGGGUUUGUGCACAUGGACAGGCGGGUGCCGAGGGGGGAAGAGCAAGCCCAAGGCACGGCGCUCCCCGGCACGGCUCCGAGCCCGGCCACACACGGAGCUCGUGCCCAGCAAACCCUCCGCGGGGUUGGGCAGGAGCUGCCCUGUGGUCACCUCCUCGCCAGGAAAGGUUUGCUUUUGUUUUGCAGCCAAAGCCAGAGGUGUGUGGCUACAGGUGUGCACUUCCCCUCCUCCUGCCGGGGUCUACAACGCACUGAUAAGGUUACAUUUUUGUGUUUUUUAUUUUAUUUUUUUUUCUUUUUAAAGCAAUCAGCAAGUGAAGCUUUUUUUUUUUUUUUAGUUGACUGGCAAAAAGACCUGGCAUUUGCACAAAAGCUGCAAAUGGAAAAGAGCCAUCCCCUCCUCCCACCCGCUGCAUCCUAGCCCAGAAAAAUCCCAAACUGUUGGCGGAAGAAAGGAAAAAAAAAAAAAACACAACAGGGGUGGAGGAGAGGAAAGGGAGGGGGGAACAGGUUGGAAAAUACCAGGUUAGAGUUAACAUUUCAUUGACUUCACACAAUGCUUGUGCAAAAAGAAACAACUCCCCCCCAAACAAACAAAAAACCCAAACCCAGAAACAUGCUGGAAAUAAUGAAAACAAAUGGAAAGUAAUAUAUAAAAUUAAAAAUAUAAAUAGGAUGUCUGGCUGACUGGUAGAAGAAUAGGUCAUUUAGGUUACAAAAAGGAAUAUACAUUCAAGAGGCUCUGAACCCAGUGGGGUAACUGAUGUUAAACUUGUGUUAAUAGUUAGGCUAGAAUUCUCAAGUUUGUCUUUAAAAUCUUCACAAUACAAGCAAGCUAUUUUUAAAAAAUAUACACUAUACACACCUCACACAGCUUCUCCUAUCCGUAUUACACACGUUACGCUACCCUCCCAUCCACUACACCGAGGGGGGUGUCCCAUGGCCGAGGGGCACAGGGUGGUCCCCCCAUCCCAUCCUGCCGGCCCCGCGGUGGCGGUGGGGCAGCAAUGGCUGCGGGGCCGGGCAGGUCCUUGGCCCCUCCACAUCUUUACCACAACCUUCUCAAGCAUUUACAAGUCACCAAAGGGCUGUAGACUUUUUAUGUUAUACACACUUCACUUUGUAACGUUAAUUAUUUACAAUCAGGGCUGCCCCCCCAUCUUUUAGCUGUUUCUAGGCAGGUAAAAAAAAAUGAUCCUGUUCCAAGCAAGCAGGGGGAAGAGCUGUGGGGGGUUAGGAGGGAAGAAAAGCUGAAGAAAGGAAGCGGGUGGUUUGCUUGCCAGAAGCCAAACCCGUACGUGCACGUCUGCCUCUCCUUCUCUGAUCCUUGAAUCCUUACAAGCUCCUGUCCCCUACAACCUCCAGGACAACCAGACCCAGAGAGCACGGCCUCACCGGCGCUCAAACUCCUCUGCUCGCAGCUUCCUGGGAUGUUCAGCACAGCUAUUCUCAACUCACAGGCUUGCCUCUGCUACCUGACACAGAGCACAGGUCCUGACCAUUCCUAGGAGCCCACCCCUCACUCAGUAGCAGCUCUUGCAGUGCAAGCCAACUGCAGCAGGGCAGGGACAUCGGGACCCCCACAAGCCACCGCACUGCACCCCCAAACUUGCCCUUGGUGGCUGCCACCAGCCACAGUUGGGCUCUGACAGAGCUGUGCAGAGGCAGCGGCCCCUGACUUCAGCUCAUCAACAACCCUGCACUGAUUUCUGCACUCUGCUGAGCUCAGAGUUGCCAUAGAAAUGUGUGAUACUGGCACUAAAAGCAGGCAACGAUCUCAAAUUAAAGUCUUUUUUUGUUUUGUUUUUUUCCUCCAGUAGACUUAGAUGAACUCGGGUUAAAGACAAAAGCAGUCGGAAGGGGAAAACAGAUCAUUUCUAGAGAGAUUGAAAAAUAUAGUCAACAAGCCGGUAUUAAACUGCAGCAAAGAACCUGAACUCGGUUCCUGUUGAGUUCAGCUCCAGAGCAAGCUCCAAGCCACCGCUCUGUCCCUCGCACUGCCCUCCGUACGGCACACGACGCCCAAGGGAAGGAGAUUCCACACAGCCAACACGGAAAACCCGGCCGAAGGCUGGAAGCCGAAAGCCCUGGCUGUUGGCCUCCCCAGCUCGAAAUAUUUAAGCACAAAUUCCUUACAGCAUCACUGGACAAGUCUCGGGGAUUAGGUGCAUGCUGAACUACGACUGGCAAUUACAGUAGCUUUCUGCUAGCUGGCACAUACUGUAUCUAUAAAUUUUAGUACAAAAACUUAAAAAAUACAGAAACUAGGUCAAUUUGUUAACUACAUAUUUACAGAUAAUUACAAUUCUUUUCACUGACAAUAAUUAAACUAAUUGUCAGUGAAAAUUCAAACUGUGCAUGUUCUGAGGUACCCGUACUCAAGGGUGGGGAGCGGGGCAGGGGCCGGAGGGGCGAGGUGGGGGGAAGAUCCCCCUGGGUUUGUUCACAUCCGUGGGGGCAAUGCUCAGCCCUCCUGGUUACUGGUUCCUGGACUCAGUGUGUGUACUCAGAGAAAGCAAGGAGAGCAGGAGCUGACGCUGGGGUCUGUUUUCCCUAGGACAUGGCUUUAGGAUGUUUUGAGGAUGCCAGGCAGGUGCAGAGCCAAUGGUCACGUACCAAACUGCCUUCCUCCCCCCGGGGAGCCUUUAGGUGAAGUGCAAGUAUCAAGACCCACAGCUUGGUGGUUAAGGUGCUUGUUUGCCGGCAAAUCUGAUUUACUAAGUCCCUCUCUAGCUGACAAAAGGCUCUCCUUCCCCCAAAGAAGGAGGCAGGGAUGCAGCAGACAUCACAGCUCAGCUGGCUGAACUGUGUUGUGCAACAGGAACCCAGGUUAUCUGCCACCAUCACUCCCCAGUGGGGUGAUGUUUACUAGAACCACUAGAUCUAUCAGAUUUUUUUAUUUUCUGGCUGUAAACAGUGAUCCACAACCCUCCAAGGUGCCUUGCACGUAUUUCUCAACAGACUCUGGACUCCAGCUCAAUCGACUCGUAAAAGUGCAAACUGAAACAAACACAGCAGAGGGACAGCAACCGGCAUCCCUGUCGGGGCAUCCAGCGCUCCUCCAUCCUUGGCACGUGGCUCUGGGCUCGCUGCCGGCCAGCACAGGGGUGGGAACAUCCCACAGGCAGGAGCACAGCUAAAGACAACUCUACUUGGAAAAGCGUAAGGUUGGCCCAACCAAACCUGAGCCUCUCCUAAAAAACUCGCAAGAGACCUUCCAGAAGGGACAGAGGGGAAAAUUGCUCCAAAUUUUCUGGUAGCACAAAGAGAGCCCAGGGUUGGCAUGUUGCUGAGCUGGCAGGGCAUCCCUGGGGGUAAAUACGUGAUCUGACACCUGCAAGAACCACCUAUCCUGCAAACUGCCAGAUGCCUCCCUACGAUGGGGUCUGCAGAGGACAAAGGAGAGGGUCAUAAGGGUCUUCACAGCUUGAGGAGCUGGUGGUGUCCAGCAUGGCACUCACCCCUCUACUAUAAGAAAGAGCCAAGAUUUACUAGAACUGCAGAGCAAGCACCCAGGAGAGGAACAAGGCCAUCCACUGCUGGCUGGACUCAAGUGACAAAGCACGCAGGCCUAAGCAGAAUAAAGAAUGGACCAAGAGCAUCUGUGUGUCUAUAUAUGCACGUACAUAUUGUACACACAGAUGUAUUUUAAAUCUUCCAAUUUAGCUUCUCUUUUGCCCCUCCACAUAACCAAACAACCUCUAAGUAUCAGACACAGGCAAAGGUAGACGGUGUUCAGAGCUGGCGGCGGCUCGAACUCAGGAAUGCCAAAAGCCAGUGCCGGUGCAGUGUGCCAAGACCGUGCCGGGCUUGUGAUCUUUCAUGGCGAGACGCAGCUGGGGACUCUGAGCUCAGCCUGCUGAGCACUUCACCGGCCCACUCGCCGCCUCCCCAGCAGAUCCAUACAGUGCCUCCACUGCUUGCCUAUCGCUAAACCCUCUUGUUUUUUUCUCUGCUGCCUUCUGACUUUCUGGUACCCUCUGGGAGCUCCCUCCUCUCCUUCACAGCACACCCGCAGCAGCCACCUACCCUCCCGCGCCCCAGAAAAAAGCAAGCUGCAAUUAGCAGGGCUGUAUCUCAGCGAGGGUGUUCGGCUGUGCUCAGCCCCAGCACGGCCUCUGCACAUGUCGGUGCCCUCGCCCUGAGAGCCCUGCUGAGGGGUUGCUUUUGCUCACGAACAGGAGCGCUAAGGAACAGCAGAACUGAAGUGCCCUGACAGAAAUGCACAGCAUGAGGUGUGUGUGCACCUAUACCCACACACACGUACGUACAGAGUAUAUAAAUAUAUACAAAUGAGAUACCAUAUAUAUAUCCAGAGAGAUGUGCGUAUUCAACAGAGUAAUGGUAGACAGUGGUACGAUAGGAUUUAUUGCCUCUCAAGAAAUGGCACGUAAGCAGGGUCGAGGGGUGGGGAGCCUGGAUGCGAGGGGCCCUGGGGGGGUUAAAACAACACAGCAUCACCCCGGGAUCGCCCAGGCUGCACCCCCGUGCAGGUCACAGCGAGUGUGCAACGCACGUUCUUCCGGCGUGGGAGGGCUGGGUGGGACACAGAGCGAUGCCAGCCUGGCCCCAAGCCAGGCAAGGAAUGGCUGCAGGGAAUUUUUCUGUGGAAAGUUUGGUAUCACACCACAUUUAGUUCUUCAACCUCUUUGAAGCUCACAGGCUUGGAGGGAAUGCAGGUGAAACAGGGCUGUGGCCUCCAUUUCAGUGCUGCAUCCGAGGAAGAAAGCACAUAACGUUCAACAUGGAAGGGAGAGGUGGCUGCUGGCUCCCUGGGACCAUGGAGAACAAGGAAAAAUGUGGUCCCUUUCACUGAUUUUAAAUAAAAUCAAAGAAAAUUCGAAUCAGAAAAGAGGUAAAAAUGCUGGCUGCUCUGUUUUUUCCAUCUCUGGGCUAAACUACACCAGAACCUUAGAUCUUUGCAAAGGGGAGAGAAAAAUAACCACAGGAAAGAGAUUUCAGGGGUCAAGCUGGUGAUUUGAAAAUACUGCAAUAAAGUUUGCAAAGUAGUCCACACAGAAGAGUUUCCCCAGUGUUAAAUACAAACAUAAAAGAUGCAAGAGAACAUCUUUGCUGAGGUACUGGAGUAGCUUCCACAAUUUACAGAUUACAGUAAUUUUAAAACCAAAGUUAGGGCAUGACUGCAACAAGUAUAAUAUGGAGUAAUUGGUCUUACUUUUAAAAAUAGAGUUUGCAAACUGAUUCAGAGUGUUUGCAUUUCUCUAGUGCACAGUUGUUCAUGUAUCUCAGAAAUAAGCCCGAGAUACACUAAAAUUCUCAACACCAAGGGCCUCCUCAAAUACCUUCAAGGCACAGCCUGACCCUGAGUCCCUCUGGCUACAGCUAUGUAAUGGGGUGUUUUCUCUUGAGAUCAGGCUUUUUUUUUGGACAGCUUUUCUUCCCCCACAUACACACAGGGACACACACAUUUAGACCAGUUGAUCUGAAUCAGUUUUUGCAAACUAUUUUAAUUAAAAUCUUAACUUGUUGGAAUAGUCCAGGUCUGCACAUGAUAUACAUGUAAAAAUGGUUACUACACAUUUCUUUUUGAAUACAAAAAAGCCAAUAUGGGAUAGCCACCAUUUGGAUUCAGCAUUCAGUCAUGCUUGACAUUACACAAAGAGAUGGGUUGAGAGAAUUCUGUUAAGUAGCUCAAUUUAAGCCAGAGACUUUGACCAAAUUCAAACCAUAACAGAAGCAAGAAUGAACCCACUGAACUUGCAGGUAUAGCCUGUCCCCGCUGUUGCUGCUGCUGUUUGGGAUAGAGGAGCUGAACUCAAAAUGCUGUGUUAGCACCAUGCUCUGGGCACACCCUCCACACUCACACAGUGAACCCCAAAACAGUUUUGGCCUUUCAUUUCGGUUCUGUCUGUCUUUCUAACACCAGGAAAACACAGGUACCUUUCCUAAAUCAGUUUUGCUGCAUUUCAACAACACUGCAAUGCAAAAGAAUGACCCCAAAACAUCCAAUUCCACAUAAAAACAUAGCAGAGGAAAGGACAGGACAAUUCACAGCCACCACUUGCCCUAGGGGGUGACCAGAGGGUACCUCCAUGGAACUCCUGCCUCAUCCCAGGCUUCCAUCAACUGUUAGUACUACAGAGUUCCUUACCAAGGGGCUGCUCAAACAUCUUGGUAGAGUUUCCAUCUUCAGUUAGAGUGAUAUGCUACGUCAAGAUGCUAGAAAUCCCAGCUGGAUUCACCGGACACUGGCAGAGAGUUAAGGGUUGGGAGUGGAUGGUAACUCAGCUAACGAAAGAACGUCGCCCUGUCGAGUACUGAACAGCAGCGAGACACCGGAGUAUUUACUAUAUAAAUAUGUCACAUGGACAAACACAUUCGGAAAACCUCGCUUUUGAGCCCUAUAAACAUAUUAAAGGCAAAUCCUAGAGUUAGCAGCUAGUGUUUUCUUCAAGAUGAUUAGUGUGCAAGGAAAAACAUUUACAAAGAACCCUGGCUGGUCAGUCCCCAAGACGGAAAUCUUUGCCCCAAGCCAAAUUUCAUCUACCUGCCCUUCCCACAGUCCUAUCUGACCCAGACCGCCCUGGCACUGGCACGAGAGCAUGGGGGCAUCUCUGGUUCCCAGCACGAAGGGAUGACACGAUGUCACAAAGUCAUUCAGUUAUGAGACUCCCUGACCCCUUAUCACUGUAUGGAUUUCACAACCUCCUUUGCUUCCUUUCAGUAGUACAGCAGCUCCAACAAGCCCUCUGGAAGUAGUGCCUUCUCACAUGGUGUGAUAUGCUGCCAAAAUAUCACAGCAUCUCAAGGGACUGUAAAAGUUGUGAAGUAUUGCAGCAAUGAAAAUAAUAAAAAGGAGCCUCACAUGCAGCAAGAUCUACAGUGGUGAUGUGGGUUAGUCAUCAGCUGGGAAAGAGUCAUUGGCUCAGCUCCUCCUGGUACGCCGUGGCAACUAAACAUUUCAACAGUUGGCUACACACCACAUGUAAACAGGAAAUUGCAACAAGCCAAAAAGGUAAUAAAUUGGUGGAUGUAGUGUAAUAAUGAAAAACCCGAUCAAUGGCAUUUUGUGACUAUGGCAUCCUUCAAAAUACCUCUGGCAUUUGAGACUGAUUGGCUGAAAGUCUAAACAUUUC